This is a messenger RNA of Pundamilia nyererei, 1675 nucleotides long. RefSeq names its product glucuronokinase with putative uridyl pyrophosphorylase (gene gkup). The annotation marks the transcript as partial. The transcript has 17 exons. Gene Ontology annotation, molecular function: glucuronokinase activity; ATP binding. The record is from RefSeq and is a predicted model, not a curated record. NCBI's taxonomy places the organism in Eukaryota, Metazoa, Chordata, Actinopteri, Cichliformes, Cichlidae.
AUCAGGGUAACUCGCUUCUUGGAAAAGCCACAGGAAGGGCAGACGGCGUCCCAGCUAGCCAGCGUGGUGUUCUACUGCAUCCAGAGGGACACGCUGUCCUACAUGUCGGACUUCCUGAGCCAGCAGCCUCAGACCGUGGGCAGGGCUUUUGGACAGUUCUGGGAGUGGCUCAUCAAUGAGAAGCAGCGCCACGUGUUUGGUAUGAAGCUUCCUACUGGCUUCCAGCUGAUCGGACAAGUGGGACUGUCAGACUACACCAAGUGGCUCACCCACUACUCCACCAAGCAGCAAGGCAGCCCUGCUAAACCUAUUACAUGCCGGUCAUACGCCAGGGUGGGACUAAUGGGGAAUCCCUCAGAUGGCUUCAAUGGAAAAACAAUCGCCAUGACCAUCGCUAACUUCUGGGCUGAGGUUACUCUGCUGGAGACCCAGACUUUGGUUUUAGUCCCUCAUCCACUCAACGACCCCACAGAGUUUGGCAGCCUGCAAGAUCUGUUCUGUAUCAGCAGGAAGGAAGGGUACCUGGGGGGUCUUCGACUGCUACAGGCGACAUGUAAGAAGUUUUACCAGUUCUGCUCCAAACAAGGGAUUGCUUUGACAAAGCAGAACUUCACCCUGAAGUACGACACCAACAUUCCCCGACAAGUGGGCCUUGCUGGAAGCAGUGCCAUCGUCUCAGCUACUCUGAAGUGUCUCAUGAAGUUCUACAACAUCACAGAUAAUGAUCUUCCCAAACCAAUCAGAGCCAACUUCAUCCUCGAUGUGGAGACGGAUGAGCUGUCCAUUACUGCUGGGCUGCAGGACCGAGUGGUACAGGUGUAUGAAGGCUUAGUGUACAUGGAUUUUAGCAAGGAGCUCAUGGAAGAGCACGGCUUCGGAGCCUACAUUCCUAUGGACAUGAGUGAACUUCCACCGUUCUGGCUGGCCUACCUGAGCGACCCCAGUGACUCUGGCCGUAUCCAUAGCAACGUCCGACAGCGCUGGCUCAGUGGGGAGCUGCUGGUCAUUGAAGCCAUGAGGAGAUUUGCUGAGCUGACUGAUCAGGCCAGGAUGGCUUUCCGGGACAAGGACUGGAGCCGCCUGGUUCAACUGAUGGACCAGAACUUUGAGCUGCGCCGGUCUAUUUACACCGAUGACUGUCUCGGCCCCGGGAAUCUCAAGAUGGUUGAGCUGGCGAGGCAGUUUGGAUCGGCAGUGAAGUUACCCGGCAGUGGGGGGGCGGUGGUGGGUCUGUGCCUGGACCAGGCGAGGCUGGUGGAGAUGAGGCGAGCUUUCCAGGAGGCAGGCUGUGUGUUCUGUGUCAUCUCACCAUAUAACCCAUCUGCCAGCGCUGUCGGUGGCCAACACUAACCUCACACGUCUCCACACGUCGGCUCAGUUGGGGCCAAUUCACGGCCGUGGCACAGUGCACGUGUCUGAAAGAGCUCCGGUGUCGUUUCAAAGACUAAAAUCACUACAGUGGAGAACAAAGCUUAGAUGGCAUUUAUGCAUUUUAAUAAUUUUGUGUUUCAUAGAAUUCAAAAUGUGCCAGAAGUGCAAUAAAAAUAAUUUCCAAAGCCCUAACAUAUCCAUGUUUGUUCCUCACAGUCUGUGGCCAGAGCUCCAGCAGGUCCGACUGUAAUACCGCCAAGUGUUCAUGAUAAUGAGGGGAAAUAAAGUGAUACUGACGAAAGAA